Molecule: messenger RNA, 969 nt
Organism: Heterobasidion irregulare TC 32-1
Lineage: Eukaryota; Fungi; Basidiomycota; Agaricomycetes; Russulales; Bondarzewiaceae
Exons: 9
Coding region: 1-969 (322 amino acids)
Biological process (GO): protein deneddylation
Cellular component (GO): COP9 signalosome
Molecular function (GO): protein binding; metallopeptidase activity
Source: RefSeq, a predicted model, not a curated record
AUGAGUACGAGCAUGGACACUGAUGAACUACCCGUAGUCCUCCCCCCUAGCACUCUGUCUGGGUUGGCACUGUCGCUGCAUCCUCUUCCAAUCUUGAACAUUUCAGAGCAUUUAACGCGCCUCAGAUUGCAGACGAAGUCGAGUCUUCCUUUCGUCCUGGGUGCAUUGCUGGGGACACAGAAUGGACGUGAUGUCGAUAUUGUCAAUAGUUUUGAGCUCGUUGUGAAGGAGGGAGAGAAAGUCGAUCAUGAAUUUCUAGUUUCUCGAAGAGAUCAAUACAAGCAGGUCUUUCCAUCUCUCGAAUUUAUCGGAUGGUAUACGGUGGCACCAGUACCUACCGCACGUCACAUCGCUCUUCAUGAACAGUUCACCCCAUAUAGCUCAACGCCACUUCUCUUGCUCCUCCAACCGUCCUCGACCGUCGGGGCUUCCGAUGCCAACGCCAAUCUGCCUCUGAAAGCCUACGAACCAACAAUAGAGAUCCGCGAUCGGUCAUCGCGUUCCGUGUUCAUCGAGGCACCUUUCAGUGUUGAAACGGGAGAAGCGGAGCGGAUCGCUGUUGAUUGGACAGCACGAGGAGGAGAGGGGGGUACGAGUUUGGAAUCUCACCUGCAGACUCAACGCGCUGCAGUGAAGAUGUUACAUGAUCGUAUCGUCAUCCUAGUCCAGUAUGUCAAGGAUGUCAUGGCAGGCAAGGCGCCGAAGGAUAGCGCCACCCUUCGCUCACUAACCGCCUUGCUUGCAUCCCUACCUGCGAGUGAAAACAAGGCGUUUCGACAAGAGUUCGAUAUCGAAUAUGAAGACGUGCAAUUGACCGCAUAUUUGUCCACGCUGACCAAAUCAGCUAAUACAUUGAAUGAUCUCGUUGACAAGCAUAUUGUAACGAAUGCUGGCAAUCGGGAAGACCGAACACCACUAGGUGCGGGAAGACGUAGGGGAGGAAAAUUCGAUUGGGAUCGUAUUCACUGA